AUGGGAGCUGCGCUCUCUAUCCCCUUCCUGGCCCUGCCCAGCGUGGGCACCCUCGCGACCUUUGCCGCCUCAUGCUGCGGCGCCGCGACAUGCUCCGCCGUCUGCAGUGCCUGCGGCAAGUGCCAGAACAGCAUGGCCACCCGCAUCGCCUAUGCCCUCAUCCUGCUGCUCAACUCCAUCAUCUCGUGGAUAAUGCUCACCGACUGGGCCAUCAAGAAGCUGCAGAACCUGACCCUGGACUACAUGGACUUCAAGUGCGGCGGCACUGAGUGCUACGGAUACGUCGCUGUGCAUCGCUUCAACUUCGCCUUGGGCUUCUUCCACGCUAUCUUGGCCAUCAUUUUACUUGGCGUUAGGUCAUCCAAGGACGGCCGUGCGCCCAUCCAAAACGGCUACUGGGGCCCCAAGAUCAUCGCCUGGCUGGGGCUCAUCGUCAUCAGCUUCCUCAUUCCCGAGGGCUUUUUUGUCUCUUGGGGCAGCUAUCUUUCCCUCAUCGGCGCCAUUAUGUUCCUGCUGCUCGGUCUUGUCCUGCUGGUUGACUUGGCCCAUAACUGGGCUGAGUACUGCCAGGACAAGAUCGAGACCACCGGCUCCAGGAUGUGGACUUGGCUUUUGAUCGGCUCCACCGCGUCCAUGUAUGUUGGUUCGCUUGCCAUGACCAUUGUCAUGUACAUUUUCUUCGCCCGCGGCGGCUGCUCCAUGAACCAGGCUGCCAUCACCAUCAACCUGAUUCUGCUCAUUUUAGCCUCGAUCGUCUCUGUCCAUCCGGGCGUGCAGGAAGUCAACCCUCGCGCGGGCCUGGCGCAGUCGGCCAUGGUUGCCAUUUACUGCACCUACUUGACCAUGUCUGCUGUCGGCAUGGAACCCGACGACCACCAGUGCAAUCCGCUUAUCCGCGCACGGGGCACCAGGCGAGCCAGUAUCGUCAUAGGGGCCAUUGUCACCUUUGUGACGGUCGCCUACACGACUACCCGUGCCGCAACAUACGGUCUGGCGCUUGGCGCUCAAGGCAAUCCGUAUUCUCAACUUGCCACGGACGAUUACGAGCACGGACUCGUUAUCCAGCAGCCGGAGAGCCGUCGGGAAAUGCGCCAGGCUGCUCUGCGGGCUGCCGUGGAGAGUGGCAGCCUGCCCGCGAGUGCGCUGGACGAUGACUCGGAUGACGAGUCGGACGACGGGAACCACGCCCGUGACGACGAGCGCAACUCGACGCAGUACAACUACGCUCUCUUCCAUGUCAUCUUCCUGCUUGCCACUGCAUGGGUUGCAACGCUCCUGACGAUGAAUUUUGACCCGACGGCGGAAAACGAUGGGUUUGUCGCGGUUGGUCGCACGUACUGGGCAAGUUGGGCGAAGAUCCUGAGCGCUUGGGCAUGCUAUGCUAUCUACAUCUGGAGCUUGGUGGCCCCCAUGGUUCUGCCGGAGAGAUUUGAUUAUUAA
Diplodia corticola is the source of this 1440-nucleotide messenger RNA. RefSeq names its product membrane protein tms1. Gene Ontology annotation, cellular component: membrane. The transcript has 4 exons. Bases 1 to 1440 code for a protein of 479 amino acids. The record is from RefSeq and is a predicted model, not a curated record. Lineage: Eukaryota; Fungi; Ascomycota; Dothideomycetes; Botryosphaeriales; Botryosphaeriaceae.